Zea mays is the source of this 668-nucleotide messenger RNA. RefSeq names its product 60S ribosomal protein L11. The coding region runs from base 1 to 639 and encodes 212 amino acids. Gene Ontology annotation, molecular function: structural constituent of ribosome. The transcript is spliced from 8 exons. The record is from RefSeq and is a predicted model, not a curated record. Gene Ontology annotation, cellular component: ribosome. Lineage: Eukaryota; Viridiplantae; Streptophyta; Magnoliopsida; Poales; Poaceae. Gene Ontology annotation, biological process: translation.
AUGGGCGAGGGCGACCCUCUCCAGGUCGUCACAGCUGCCCGCGCGCUCUCCUGGCUAUGGAGAAAACCGCUCAUGGCGGCUCAAAAUGUUCUUGGAAACAAGUGGACUAAAAUUGCAAAGCUCUGUUUUUUUUCUGCCCACCGAAUCAUUCGUUCCUCGCGCGUGUGCGAUUCUGACGAUGUGUCAUGGUGGUGCCUGCGAUUUCAGGCGUCGGAGAAGAAGCAGUCGAACCCAAUGCGGGAGAUGAAGGUCCAGAAGCUCGUGCUCAACAUCUCCGUCGGUGAGAGCGGUGAUCGCCUCACCCGCGCCGCCAAGGUACUGGAGCAGCUGACCAGCCAGUCACCGGUAUUCUCCAAGGCAAGGUACACUGUGAGGUCGUUUGGGAUCCGGCGCAAUGAGAAGAUCGCAUGCUAUGUGACGGUGCGGGGUGAGAAGGCAAUGCAGCUGCUGGAGAGUGGCUUGAAGGUGAAGGAGAACGAGCUGCCGAGGAGGAACUUCAGUGACACUGGUUGCUUUGGAUUUGGUAUCCAAGAGCACAUUGAUCUUGGCAUCAAUGACACGACCUUGACAGUCAAGAUGCUCUUUCAGCUAGGCAGAGCAUGUUCUAUUUACAGCAGGCCAGCAGACACCAGGCAGUAAGGAUGGAAAUGUUUUUUGGCAGCUUUCUC